UUGAAAGUUUACCGGAAGCAAUGACAAACAAGAAGGAAGCCACGGGUCGUUUUGUAUUGUGAAGUCUAUUAGUAAUAUAUUUGUAAAGGGACUACUUGCAUGGAAGUUCCAUGAGGGGCCCCACGCUUUGGGUUUUAUGUCUGUGAGUGAUAUAUAUUAUUGAGAAUGUUGAAGUUCAAAUACGUGAGCCAGGGAGGCCUUAAAACGAUGCCCACCUCCGCCGACGCUAUCACCAUCCGCAGCUCGAGACUCAAUCAGCUGUUUCAGGGUCGAAUCAGCCUGAAUGGGCAGCAACCAGGAUGCCUCUUGGGUCGGGAGGAGUUUGUGGACUCUCUGUUGUUACUGUACCAAGAGUGCAAAUCCCCAGAGUUGAUGAAGAUACACCAUGUGGCCAACUUUGUUAACAAGUUUUCUGAGGUGGUCUCUGAGCUUCGGGCCUUGCAGCCGGGCCUUCAUGACUUUGAGGUGUGCGCUGCGGUGGGUCACGGUCGCUUUGGCAAGGUUCAAGUUGUACGGGAGAAGGCAACAGGGGAUAUUUAUGCUCUGAAAGUCAUGGAAAAGACAGUUUUACAUGCUCAGGAAAAUGUGGUUUUUCAUGAAGAGGAGCGGAGAAUUCUGUCUUUGAACUGCAGUCCCUGGAUCCCACAGCUCUUCUGUGCUUUCCAGGAUGACGAACAUGUCUAUUUGGCAAUGGAAUACUUGCCAGGCGGCGACCUCCUGUCCCUGCUCAACCGAUACGAGGAGCAGUUUGACGAGUCCAUGGCUCAGUUCUAUCUGGCUGAGCUGGUGGAGGCCAUUCACACUGUCCACCAGCUGGGCUAUGUCCACAGAGAUGUCAAGCCCGAAAAUGUCGUCAUCGAUCGGACUGGUCACAUUAAACUGGCAGAUUUUGGAUCAGCUGCCAAGCUCACAGCUAAUAAAAUGGUGGCUACUCCCACAGUGCCCAUGGGAACCCAAGACUUCCUCUCCCCUGAGGUCUUGGAGGCCAUGAAUGGGGGCCAUCACAACACCUACGGUGUGGAGUGUGACUGGUGGUCCCUUGGGGUCAUUGCCUAUGACAUGAUCUAUUCCAAGCUGCCUUUCUCUGGUGGCACUUCAACACGGACCAUCCACAACAUCCUCAACUUCCAGCAUUAUCUAAAGAUUCCAGAAGAGCCGCGCGCCAGUAAACAGUUUGUCGACCUGGUGCUCAGUUUGCUGUGCGGAGCUAAAGAACGUCUGGGAUUCCAAGGACUCAGAUGCCACUCGUUUUUUUCCAGAGUGGACUGGAACAAUUUACGACAAGCUGUCCCACCUUUUGUUCCUGCGUUGCACGCUGAAGAUGACACCUCUAAUUUUGAGGAGCCGGCGCAGGCAGCCCCCCGGCCAGCCUCAGCAUCCAAGCGAGGAGCUCCCCCUGUGGGCUUCCAGGGCAAGGAUCUCCCCUUUCUAGGAUGGUUCUUCAGCAGAGCACUGACAACGUUGGCCAAAUCUGAGGUAGUGUCUGCAGGCCUCAACUCUCCUGCUAAGACCAACUCCAUGGAAAAGAAGCUCCACCUUAAAAGCAAGGAAUUACAAGAAACCCAAGACAAAUGUCACAAGAUGGAGCAGGAGAUCUCCAGGUUCCAACGCAAAAUGACUGAUCUCGAGUCAGUGCUACACCAGAAAGAUGUGGAGCUGAAGGCCUCUGAGACUCAGAGGAGCAUCCUCGAGCAAGACCUCGCCACCUACAUUACGGAGUGCAGCAGCCUAAAGCGGAGCCUCGAGGAGGCGCGCGUGGAAGUCUCCAGAGAAGAUGACAAAGCAAUGCAGCUGCUGCACGACAUCCGUGAGCAGAGCAACAAGCUGCAGGAAAUUAAAGAGCAAGAGUACCAUGCCCAGCUGGAGGAGAUGCAAGUGACCAUCAGGCAGCUGGAGGAGGACCUGUCCGCUGCGCGCCGCCGCAGUGACCUCUACGAAUCGGAACUUAGAGACUCAAGACAAACCAGCGAGGACCUCAAACGGAAGGCUGUGGAGUACCAGCAGAGGAUUCAGAAGGCUAAAGAGCAAGGUAGAGCAGAGGUAGAGGAGCUUCUCUCCAAACUGGAAAAGACAAAUGCUGAGCAGCAGGUGAAAAUCCAAGAGCUCCAGGACAAACUGUCAAAGGCGGUGAAAGCGAGCACAGAAGCCACCGAACUGCUGCAGAAUGUCAGACAGGCCAAAGAACGGUUGGAACGAGACCUGGAGCGCUUGCGAGGAAAAAGCGACUCGAGUGACACGCUCAAACGACGUCUGAGAGAGACAGAGCAGGAGGGCAGGAAGACCCUGGAGAACCAGGUAAAGAGGCUGGAGAUGGUUGAGCGCCGGGAGAAUAAGCUGAAAGAUGACAUUCAGACCAAAUCCCAGCAGAUCCAGCAGAUGGCUGAAAAGAUCCUGGAACUGGAGGACCACCUGAGGGAUGCACAGUCGACGGCACAAAGGAUGGAAACUCAGCUUAUCCAAAAGGAGAGGCUUUAUGAGGACAAAAUUAAGGUUCUGGAAGCCCAAAUGAAGGUGGACCUAGCCGACAAGGAGAGCCUAGAAGCCAGGAGAGCGCAGCAAGAGGAGGAGUCAAGAGAGAACAGCAAACUUCUCAGCGAGCAGAAAGCAACCAUUAACGCCAUGGAUUCAAAGAUGAAGAACCUGGAGCAGCGCAUCGCUGAGCUGUCAGAGGCUAACAAGCUGGCUGCUAACAGCAGCAUCUACACCCAGAAGAAUAUGAAAGCCCAGGAGGAGAUGAUCUCAGAGCUGCGACAGCAAAAGUUCUAUUUGGAGUCUCAGGCUGGCAAGCUGGAGGCUCAGAAUGCCAAACUGGAGGAACAUCUCGAGAAAAUCAGUCAGCAGGAGCAGACCAAGAGGACCCGUCUACUGGAGCUGGAGAGUAGGCUACGGGAGAUGGGCUUAGAACAUGAAGAGGAAAAGCUGGAGAUCAAGAGACAGGUGUCAGAGUUGACUCUCUCUCUGCAAGAGCGCGAGUCCCAGAUAAGCAGCCUACAGGCAGCUCGUCUUGCCUUGGAGAGCCAGCUGCAGCAAGCAAAGACUGAGUUGGAGGAAACCACUGCUGAGGCUGAGGAGGAGAUCACCGCCUUGAGGAAUCACAGAGAUGAAAUUCAACAGAAGUUUGAUGCGCUCAGAGACAGCUGUUCAGUGAUCACCGACCUGGAGGAGCAACUUACCCAGCUGAGUCAGGAGAAUGCCGAGUUGAACCGCCAGAACUUCUACCUGUCCAAGCAAUUGGAUGAAGCAUCAGAUGAGAGGGAGGACCAACUGCAGCUGAGCCAAGAGGUGGACCGGCUCAGGAGAGAGGUGGCAGACCGUGAGAUGCAUCUCAACAAUCAAAAACAAAACAUUGAGACACUGAAGACGACAUGUAGCAUGUUGGAGGAGCAAGUGGUGGAGCUCGAGUCCCUGAAUGACGAGCUGCUGGAGAAGGAGCGGCAGUGGGAGGCUUGGAGAGGUGCCCUGGAGGAUGAAAAGAGCCAGGCCGAAAGACGCACCAGGGAACUGCAGAGACUGCUGGAUAAUGAAAAACAAAACAGGUUACGGGCCGACCAGCGCAGUACAGAAUCCCGCCAGGCGGUCGAACUAGCUGUCAAAGAGCACAAGGCUGAGAUAUUGGCACUGCAGCAGGCCUUGAAGGAGCAGAGACUCAAAGCUGAAAGUCUGUCAGAUACCCUCAAUGACCUGGAGAAGAAGCAUGCCAUGUUGGAGAUGAACGCUCGCAGCUUGCAGCAGAAAUUGGAAACUGAGAGGGAGUUGAAACAGAGGCUGAUGGAAGAGCAAGGGAAGCUGCAGCAGCAGAUGGAUCUCCAAAAGAGCCACAUUUUCCGUCUGACCCAGGGUCUACAGGAUGCACUAGACCAGACCGAUAUGCUCAAGACUGAGAGGACCGAUUUGGAAUACCAGCUGGAGAAUAUACAGGCUGUAUAUUCCCAUGAGAAGGUGAAGAUGGAGGGCACCAUCUCACAGCAGACCAAACUCAUUGACUUCCUCCAGGCCAAAAUGGACCAGCCCUCCAAGAAAAAGAAGCAGGGUAUUUUUGGUCGACGGCGUGAAGAUGUAGGCACUACAACUAAUGGGGCAUUGACUCCUCAACCCCAGCCGGCAGUUCCCUUGCAGUACAGCGACAUGAAGCUUGCUUUAGAGAAGGAGCGCUCAAGGUGUGGAGAGCUGGAAGAGGCUCUUCAGAAGAUGAGAAUAGAGCUACGAUCCCUAAGAGAAGAGGCCGCUCAUUUCAAAGCGCAGGAUCACAUGGCUACUUCCACGCCAGCCCAGGCUCGCCAUCAAAUCCUCAUGUCGGCCAUUGUCAAGUCCCCAGAACAUCAACCCAACCCUUGUGGGCUGCUUAACCCUUCAACCCGCUCAAAGGAGACGUCCACGCCUGAAGAAAAGAGGAGGGUCACCUUUGAAAAGUUUGGUCGUCGCGUGAAGGAGCGAAUGCACCACAACAUUCCCCAUCGCUUCACUGUGGGUCUCAACAUGAGGGCUGCCAAAUGUGCCGUCUGCUUGGACACUGUGCAUUUUGGACGCCAGGCUGCCACUUGUCUGGAGUGCCACACUCUUUGCCAUCCCAAAUGCUCACCAUGCCUUCCAGCCACUUGUGGCCUGCCAGCUGAAUAUGCCACCCACUUCUCUGAGGCUUUAUGUCGAGAGAAAGCAAGUUCCCCUGGACUACAGGUUAAGGAAGCUAGUGGACAUGUUCGCUUGGAGGGAUGGAUGAAGCAGCCAAGAAAUGGCAAGCGUGGUCAGCAGGGCUGGGAGACGAAAUAUGUGGUUCUUGAUGGAACCAAAAUAUCAAUCUACGACACGGAGCCAAGAGAAGACUGUGUCAAUGCGGAGGAAGAGUUUGAGCUUUGUCUUCCUGAUGGAGAGGUAACUGUUCAUGGAGCUGUUGGAGCCUCUGAGCUCAUCAACACUGCAAAGUCAGACAUCCCAUACAUUCUGAAGCUGGAGUCACACCCCCACACCACUUGUUGGCCAGGCCAGUCUCUCUACUUCAUGGCUCCCAGUUUCCCGGACAAACAGCGCUGGGUGGCUGUACUGGAGUCUGUGGUGGCUGGUAGCCGUGGCUCUAAAGACAAAGGGGAUUCAGACGCCGCAGGUGUUUCUAAAAGACAGAAGAACCUGUCACCCCUGGUUCAGAAACUUCUGGGCAACUCUUUACUGAAGCUGGAGGGCGACGACCGCCUGGACAUCAAUUGCACUCUGCCUCUCACUGACCAGAUUGUGCUGGUCGGCUCUGAGGAAGGAUUGUAUGCGCUGAACGUCAUAAAGAACUCCUUAACCCACAUUCCGGGCCUGACCGCCGUAUUCCAGAUUCAGAUCCUGAGGGAGCUCGACAAGCUGUUGAUGAUCACUGGAGAGGAUCGGGCCCUGUGUUUGGUGGAGAUCAAGAAGGUGAAACAGUCUUUAUCACAAUCCCAUCUCCCAGCUCCACCUGACCUCAACCCCUUCAUCUUCGAGACAGUGAAAGGGUGCCAUCUAUUCUCCUCUGGAAAGAUUGACAAUGGGAUCUGUAUCUGUGCUGCUAUGCCCAAUAAGAUUACAAUUCUGCGACUUAAUGAAAGCCUCAACAAGUUCUGUAUCAGAAAGGAAAUUGAGACCUCAGAGCCUUGCAGCUGUAUCCACUUCACUGGCUACAGUAUUAUCAUUGGCACCAACAAAUUCUAUGAAAUUGAAAUGAAGCAGUACGUGCUAGAAGAGUUCCUGGAUAAAAACGACGUGACGUUAGCCUCUGCUGUGUUUGCCGCAUCCUCCCACAGCUUCCCCAUCUCCAUCAUUCAGGUCACCACGGCUCCUCAGAAGGAGGAAUACCUGCUCUGUUUCCAUGAGUUUGGCGUGUUUGUGGACGCAUACGGCCGCAGGAGUCGGACUGAUGAUAUCAAGUGGAGCCGCCUGCCUCUGUCAUUUGCCUACAGAGAGCCAUACCUUUUUGUGACCUACUUCAACUCUCUGGAUGUGAUUGAGAUCCAGGGACAUUCUGCUUUAGGGUCCCACUCAUACGCUCACCUGGACAUCCCAAACCCACGUUACCUUGGCCCAGCCAUCUCCUCCGGCGCCAUUUACUUGGCGUCAUCAUAUCAGAACAAAUUGAGAGUAAUUUGCUGUAAGGGCAACUUGAUUCAGAACCAGGAUGGCGGAGGAGACUUGCAACAUUGCGGCUCCGGACGCAGCCCAAACAAACGCGGGCCUCCUUCCUACAACGAGCACAUCUCCAAAAGGCUGGCAGGCAACCCCCUUGUCCACGGGGAGCCUGGCACACCCCACCGCUACCGAGAGGCCCGCACCGAGUUUCGGCGUGACAAGUCCCCCAGCCGUCCUCUGGAGAGAGAAAAGUCUCCCGGCAGGAUGCUGGAGAACCGGAUCAUCGCAUCUCCCGGCAGAGCCAUGGCCGACCCUCGAUUAGAGCGCUCCCCGGCAAGGGCCAUGGCCGACCCCCGAAUGGAGCGCUCCCCGGGGCGCGUGAUGGAUGUGCGCAGGGAGAGGUCACCGGGUCGAUUCGAGGAGCGCCAGAGGCUUCAUACUGGUUCUGGACGUACGCCCAUCAACCCCGUUGCCAAGGUAUGGGACCAGUCGUCUGUUUAGGAGCCUCUUCUCCGACAGCGAGGAGGUCCUUCUUCGGGAAAGGCAGAAGAGGACCAAAUCGGAGAGAAUGUCACCAAGUCACAAGGAACCACUGCCACGCAUUUGUUUUGAUUGGCAUCCAAGUAGGCAACCCCACCCAAAAAACAACAAAUAGCUUUCGGAAAUAAGUGGCCAUUGUUCGGGGAAUAAACCGAUAUCCUAAAUGCCAUCUGAACAACUUUUCAAGCAGGGUGUUUUUACUGUGUUUUGGGGUAGCUCUCCCUUUCAGUUCAAUGACGUUUAAAAGAAAAGAAACUAAACUUAAUGCAAUUAUGCUCGAAAAGCUCAGCUGUAGCAAUGCAAACUCUCACGUGGAUUGCCGAAAUAUUAACAGAACCAGUUACAGGUCGAAAGAAGAAAAAAAAAAACACACACGGGCUCUGUCACGGCCUACGUAGCAUUUAGUUUUUCGGAGCAUCUGCGACUGUCAACACACAAUCAUUAAGAGCUACUUACAAUCAUUCACUACUAAAUUUCUGUUUGACUUCACCAUAUUGGUACUGGUUAGUGAAUCCGUGUAUUUAAAAAAAACAAACAAACAAAAAAAAAAUCUGAACUAAGUCAAUAAAGCCGCAAAGCAGAGGCUUGUCUUCCUGGAGAUAGGUGAGAAUUAAAAAAAAAAAGUGCACUAGCCGCAAUGCCGUGCAGCAGGACCUUUCUAAUCCUUCAGAAUGCUAUCUGACUGUAAAUAGACAAGACAUAAUUUUCUAUACAUAUAUAUAAAUAUAUAUUGAGAAGGAAUUUCAAGGCUGGAUAAGCCAUGUCUAUUUUUGUUAAAGGAAAAAAGUGAUAACAUGUUCUCUUGAAUGUCUAAUGAGUAUUCUUUUAAUAUGUGCAAAUGUCUCUAAAAGUGAGUGAUUGCAUUCUGGCUCUGACUAGUGUAGUGCCUCCAUUUGUCAAUGGGAAGCCUCCAUUACAAAAAAAAAAAAGAAGGAGAUGAAAGCAGCAUUGUUUGACUUUCCCAUCCCGUCGAUAAAAUCCAAAUUAGUGAAAGUAGUGGCUGAAAAUAAUUUGGUUCACCCUAGUUUGGAAUCAACUAGUGUAUUUUCCUCUGCUUCUGCCUCGUUUGGUUUCUGUUUAAAUUCCACCAUUCAGCAAAUGACGAGGGGAAAAAAAACACCUUUUCACAUUCUGAGUUCUGUGUUUUUAAAGGCAGUCCUGAUUGUGUAAAAUGCCAGUAUAGCACUCAAAUGAAAUCGAUUUUGGAUUCUUUGUUGUGCUUCGUUUUGAUUUGUGUAAAUCCUAAUGUGACCUGUGACAUAAGUUACAUUGUGUUGACACAAAAUAGAUGCUGUAUUUGAUGUGUUUUGACAAGAGUCAAUCACUGAACAUGAAGACUUCUCAACUUCAUGACGCUUUGAUAGUUUUCAAUGUACAAGCUUCCUUGAAUGUAUUGAAGUUGAUCCAUUUGGUCGAAAAGGUUUUUUUAAGCAAUUAAUGAAACCAAAUGCACACAUUUCCUGCUGAUCAGAAUACAGUGAAGCUCCGUUAUAUACGUGGGAUUGGUCAGAGCCCUGCCAGGCGUAACAAAUGUACACAACAGACACCCCAACCUCCUCCUAAAAAAACAGGACUUACAUGUAAAUGAAACUCCUCAACUCUCCUCAACUGCAACAUAGUUCCGUGAUGACCCCCAAAGCAAUACUUUUAUCGCAUCACUACUGCUAUUGCUAUGGCCUGAGUACCGAAACGAAUAAUGAAGUGAAUUCCCAAAUGCAGGACGUCCGGGUUUUCACUGUUUAAAAACCAAUUGUUUAGCCAUCCUUGUUUUAUUUUGAUACUUUUAAGUUGUACAUUUCAUUUAACUGCUUCGAUGCUGGAUAUGAUAUCGAUGUUUGCUAACAACCAAUGUUUUAUUCCAGUUCCCCUGUGCAGAUUUGGUCACACAAUAUUAAAUAUAUCUAUUGACUUUGAA
Molecule: messenger RNA, 8536 nt
Organism: Hippocampus comes (tiger tail seahorse)
Lineage: Eukaryota; Metazoa; Chordata; Actinopteri; Syngnathiformes; Syngnathidae
Gene: cita
Product: citron rho-interacting serine/threonine kinase a
Exons: 50
Coding region: 166-6582 (2138 amino acids)
Biological process (GO): protein phosphorylation
Molecular function (GO): protein serine/threonine kinase activity; ATP binding
Source: RefSeq, a predicted model, not a curated record